AAUCAAUUGAGGAAAAGCAAAAAAAAAGCAGAUGGUGAGAUAGGAUGCAGUUCACUCAGCAAAAAACAGAAUGAGGGGAUAACUGGACGGGCCGUCAUAGUAACUGGCAGCUGUAGUCAGAGCAUCUUCAGUUUGCAGGAGAGAAAGGGAGGUAAAGUGAGAGAGAAAAGGGGGAGAGGGAGCGGAACGCCAGGCUGCCCAUCCUCAUUUCUGCAUCUGUGUGAGGCUGUGAACGGCAGAGAGGAGGAGCGCACAUUUCACCCGUGGAGGCAGCAGGGACUCAUUCCACUUGGCCGCCAGAUCAAUGGUCUUAUGUGGACAGGACAGCUGAGCAGCCUUUACACAAAGUCUUUGCAGUGCCAAUAACAAAUUUAAGAAAAUAAGAAAAAAAAAACAAAAGAAAAGCAGUGCAUCAUCAAGCUCCGAGCAGCAGACAGCCAGAGACUAACAUCUAAAGGUCAAACUGUGGCUUUUACGCCCAAGGUGUUUGCGGAGAACAAAAGUGAGGAGUGAUUCCAGAAUGCCACAAUCAAAGCAGUCUUUUUGGGCCCCAGAGCCCACAACAAUCCUGGCAGUGGCUCUGCUUUUUGCACUACAGGGUGCUACACAUUCUGCUCCAUCAGGAGACAACAAGCUGGUUCGAACCACCAGAGUGAGAAGGCAGAUCCCAGAGGGGGAUCCGUUCCCCUCUGCUUCCUCAGUCAACCAGACUUUGAGAGAGCAGCCUCUUGUCUUUAACCAUGUGUACAACAUUAACGUGCCAAUGGAGUCUCUGUGUUCUGUUGACCUGGAUGCAUCUAUGGCUCCAGUCCAAGAUUAUCGUGCUGAGUUGGGAUCCAGACCCCCAGUUGAGGUGGAGCCUUCUGGACCUACAGAAUACACCGAACAGACACUUGAUGCUGAGAGUCAGGUGACAUUUACUCAUAGAAUCAACAUACCAAAAGCAGCAUGCAGUUGUCCAGCACAAACCACAAUCCAGCAGCUUGCCACCAGACUGGAGAUGUUGGAGAGAGAGGUGUCCAUCCUCAGAGCUCAGUGUGGAUCAGGGUGCUGUGGGGAAGGCUCUGCCAUGGGUCGAUUGGACUUUGUCCCAGGAUGUAGCAACCAUGGAAGCUUCAGCUUUGAACUGUGUGGCUGCGUCUGUGAGGAAGGUUGGGGCGGCAAAAACUGCUCCGAGCCUCGCUGCCCGAAUGACUGCUCUGGCCAGGGGGUGUGUAUUGAAGGGGAGUGUGUGUGUGACCGUGACUUUGGAGGAGACAACUGUUCAGAGCCACGGUGUCCUUCCGACUGCUCAGGCAGGGGCCUGUGUAUUGAUGGGGAGUGCGUGUGCGAGGAGUCCUUCACAGGUGAAGACUGCAUGGUUGGACGAUGUCUCAAUGACUGCUCAGAUCAAGGAGUGUGUGUCAAUGGGACAUGCCAGUGCCGGCCCGGCUAUGUGGGAGAAGACUGCUCAUUGGUCUACUGUGCCAAUAACUGUAGUAAGAAAGGAGUCUGCAAAGAGGGUUUCUGCGUUUGCCAGGAUGGCUUUGCUGGAGACGAUUGUAACUCAGUGGCACCUGCCAUGAAAUUAAAUGCACGUGGAGUUACAGAUCGUACUAUUGAGCUGGAGUGGGAAGGGUCCAUGAUGGUGACAGAUUUCUUGGUGACUUACACACCGAGCAUCCCUGGAGGUGUGCAACUAGAAAUAAGGCUCCCAGGAAACACAACAUCUUGGAUUAUUACAGGUCUAGAAGCAGGCAUUGAGUACAACAUCAAUGUGUUUGCUGUCAUCAACAACUCAAUCAGCAUUCCCUCUAGUAUUACUGUUUGGACGUAUCUUUCAAACCCAGAUGGAUUACUCUUCAGAUCCAUCACAGAGACAUCAGUUGAAGUCCAAUGGCAACCAUUUUACUACUCUUUUGAUGGAUGGGAGAUCAGCUUCAUCCCCAAGGACAAUGAUGGUGGCAUGACAGCUCAGCUGCCCAGCACCAUCACUUCAUUUGUUCAGACGGGUUUGAGGCCUGGGGAGGAGUACACAGUCAACCUGGUUGCUCUUAGAGAGCAGGGUCGAAGCCAGCCAGUCACUGCUACUUUCACAACUUUGAUUGAUGGCCCGACUCAGCUGAUAGUGCGUGAUGUGUCAGACACUGUAGCAUUUGUGGAAUGGACUCCACCAAAAGCAAAGAUUGAUCAGAUUGUGUUGCGUUAUGGCCUUGUGGGAGGAGAGGGACCACGGACCACCUUCCGGCUUCAGCCCACCCUCACCCAGUACUCAUUACAGGUCUUACGUCCUGGUUCACGGUAUGAGGUGUCAGUAAGCGGAGUAAGGAAAGGAAAUGAAAGCGGAUCUAUUUCCACUGAAUUUACAACCGAGAUUGAUGCCCCCAAGAACUUACGGCUUGUGUCCAAGACCUCCACUACCCUCGAGCUUGAAUGGGAUAACAGUGAGGCUGAGGUGGAAGCCUAUCAGGUGGUGUACAGCACCUUAGCAGGAGAUCAGUAUGAUAAGGUGAUUGUGCCGCGCAAUGAGGGUGCCACCACCAAGACUAACCUUACAGACCUGCUGCCGGGCACUGAGUACGGCAUUGGAAUCUCUGCCAUGAAAGGUAUCAACCAAAGUACGCCUGCGACGAUGAAUGCCAGGACAGGUCUGGAUGUACCCAUGGAUUUAACUGUGACAGCUUCCACAGACAACUCCAUCACUCUGGUGUGGGGUGUAGUCCAAGGUCCAAUUGACCACUACAGGGUCACCUACACAUCCUCCUCUGGCAUUACGACUAAGGUGACGGUACCUAAAGACAUAACAACCACGACCCUGACAGACCUGGAGCCUGGAACUGAAUAUACCAUUACAGUAGCAGCAAAUAGAGGGAGGCAGCAGAGCACCGCAGCAACCAUAGAUGCCUACACAGGGAUCAGGCCUGUAACCCAGCUUUACCUGUCAGAAGGGACAUCAGAUUCAGUGUUAGUGUCAUGGAGCUCCCCGGCACCACCCGCCAAUCUCUUCAUUUUGAGCUACAGCUCUGCCGACGGGACUGACACUUCUAAGGUGACACUGGAUGGCUCCAAGACGAGGUCACUGGUCCAGGGCCUGCUGCCAUCCACUCACUACACGUUUAGUUUAAUCACAAUACAAGGGGAUGAUACUUCUGAGCCAAUCACAGCAUCAUUCAUGACAGAAAUGGACCCACCAAAAGAACUGGCAGUAUCAGAUGUGACAGAGGAUGCAGUGACUAUCUCUUGGAUCAAACCACUGGCUUCCUUUGAAUAUUAUAAGCUCUUCUACCAGUCGGCUAGAGGUCGAGUGGACAGCGAGAUGAUCGACAGCGAUGUGACAAACUACACCUUGUCUAGUCUUUUUCCAGCCACAGAGUAUGAGAUUAACAUCAAUGCUGUCAGAGGGAGUCAAGAGAGCAGACUUGUCAGCACAUCUGUCUUCACAGCCAUGGAUAUGCCUGCAGAGUUGACAGCCCUCAAUAUUACUCCACAAGGAGCCCUGCUGAGGUGGAAUCCUCCCCUUUCCAGUGUGGACAACUACGUGCUGACCAUCACACAUAACCAGUUGACAGCAGACACUUUCCUGGUUGAAGGAAGCAAGCAUGAGCACCAGCUGUCCAACCUCAAACCAAGCACCACCUACUCUGUGGCCCUGUAUGCCACCAAAGGACCCCUCACAAGUGGCACUGUCAUCACCAAUCUUCAAACACCCAUGGAUGCACCUGUGAACCUGACAGCCAGUGAAGUGAACCACCGCAGCGCUCUUAUUUCCUGGCAGCCUCCAGUCGCAGAAAUUGAUAACUACAUGCUGACUUACAAAACUCCUGAUGGCAACCGUAAAGAGCUGAUUCUUGAUGCAGAGGACACAUGGAUUCGACUGGAGGGAUUGGCGGAGAGCACAGAGUACACAGUUAAGCUCCAAGCUGCUAGAGGCCUUGAUACCAGUGCAGUGGUCUCCACCACCUUUACUACAGGUCUUGACAACAUCCAGAAGAUUGCAUCUCAGGGCCGAUAUGAGCUGAGAAUUGACAUGAAAGAUGGGCAGGAAUCAGUUUAUGCCAAUUAUGACAAGUUUUCCAUUGGAGAUGCCAGAAACCUAUAUAAGCUCAGGAUUGGAGAGUACAAUGGGACUGCUGGUGACUCUCUCAGCUACCACCAGGGUCGUCCAUUCUCAACUAAGGACAGAGACAACGACAUCGCUGUCACUAACUGUGCCUUGUCCUACAAAGGAGCCUGGUGGUACAAGAACUGCCACCGGGCCAACCUCAAUGGAAAAUACGGAGAAUCCAGGCAUAGUCAGGGAAUCAACUGGUACCACUGGAAAGGCCAUGAGUUCUCCAUUCCUUUUGUGGAGAUGAAGAUGAGGCCCUUCAACUUCCGUAGCAUCAGCAGUAAGAGGAGACGAUCCGUCCCUGUAUAAGCAGGCUGACUCCACCCUGCGUAGAGUUAUGGAUAAAAAGGAGUUGGGGUGAUAUGGGGGGAGGGGGGUUACAUCUCUGCUGUAUGUGCACCUUUCUGACUGCAAAUGCAGGCUUGAAUGUGUGUUGGGCUCAUUAGUGAGGCUGGGAAGACUGAACACAUGAGAAAUUAAACAAAGCUACUAAUAUUUUACCUAGAAAAUUUAAUAAUUUAAUACUUUGCAACUUGUGUUAACUGGAUGUGGUCAGACAAUAGCGGAGAAGUUUUGACACCACAUCCGAACCCUGUCGACCUUUUCACCCCUCCAGUAUAAGCUGUCUUUUCUGCUGUAAUUCUGCCCCGAGACAAUGUUGUAAUUUGUUAAAUCUGUAUAAUGACAAUGGUUGUGACUUCUGUAAAAAAGGGAAGGGAAAACAAGACUUUUUUGGUUUCCCUUAACAAGCGAUUUUUCCUUCCUCAAAAUGCUAAGUUGUCCUCAGAAUUACUUAGGAAUAAAAGAUAAUGCUUCUUAGCAACAACAAACUGAUACUUAAAUCACCGAUGUAUUUCUUUGAAACUCGCACCUGUAAUAUACAGUAUAUAUAUACACAUAUAUAAAUAUAUUUUUAUAGCUAAUUGUAGCUUGGUCCAUCUAUUUAAUAUGAUUUGAUGCCUUGGUUUUCAACACUCGAUUAAGAUUAAAAAACAAUGAUAGGCACUGGACUCAUCAGAGUCAGGAGAAAAAGAGCAAAACUGAAGAUCCACAAUGACUAUUGAACAAGUAGUUCACCAGCAACAUCUCCAUUAACUUUAUUUAAUUUGCGAUGUUGACUACUUUAGAUAAAUUACAUAAAGUAGAGUAAUAUCAUCUGCUUUAUUUAUUUGGUAGCCCCACUGAGAGUUUUUCCGCACUGACAGUGGAAACACAGCCAAGCUGUUGUUCAUUCAAUUUCAUGAACAAAUUGAGUUGCUUAUUGGUAUUUAUCAUCACUUUGAUUUCCCUUUUAAGUAAAUGUGUUUAACCUUGCUGCUGAUGUUAGGUUUGCUCACAGAGAUGGUGCUGAAAGAUGCAACAAAGACCUGUGUAAUAAAGGUGCUCUGAUUGGGAAAAAAAGCUCAGUCAGUUCUGUCACCAACAUCUGUCUCAUUUGUCCCACAUUUUAAGCCUUUUGUAGUCAAUGUGAUUCGCCAGGGAAAAAUGAAAUUUACUAAACCCUAUUCAGAGCUAAGUCAGUGUGGACAAAGUGCAGAUUUAAGUCUGGCUUCCCUCCCGCAGCUGGCUGAAAUGAACUCAACAAAGAAAGCAGAACAGAAGGUGGAGGGAAGCCAAGCCUUUCUUCUACUCACUUCACUGUUAAAGCUAUUUUGUGAAACAAUGGAAUCCACUAACACUGCUGAGAGUGUGUUCCUCUAAGUGGGGUUGACGUAAUCUGCAGCUUGCCAACCAACCAUGUGUUCACAUUGUCACAAGAGGCGUUCAUGGCCAGUUAAACAACUGCAGGGUUUUUUUGUCUGAAUUUAAGACAAACCAAACAAAACUAGAAGACAGAACGAAAAUGACACCAGCACUUCAGGCAAGUUUUAGUCUUAUUUAUAGAUAAUUAAAUAUUUGAAUUAUUCAUUUUUUCUUUUAUUGUUUUCUUUAUUUCAAUUAAUCCUUUCAGUUAAUUCUCAAUUUAAAGUAGACCAGAUAAUCAUACUAUGUAUAUUAUUUUUUUCUAUAGAUUGAAAGUAGUUGCCCUUCCCUUUACUGAUACCACUCCUACUAAUAUACUUAUGUAGAUAUGAACUUUGUGUUUCACUUUCUCUCCAAAUUAGAGAAAGCCAAUGCAGAAAGCCCUCUUGGGAAUUUCUGUGGGCUGAAUUUUUGUAACCACUGCUGUGCAAAAGGACUGAUGGAGCAUACUGCAUGUUGACUGAAAUGCUACCAGGAGCCUGAACGGGAACAACAAAAGUCUUUAGAAUAUGGUCAGCAUGACUUGUGCACAUAUUCAUUUGUUGUUCUGGCUGAAAGCUGCCGCUGAUAUACUGUAGUUUUAAAAGUUGAUUUGAAUCACUUUUUUUCUAACUUUAAGCCAUUUGAUCAAGAUCAAAUCUUAUUGUCAAAGGAUUUCAGACUCUCUCAUGCAAUAUACAUCCAAUAGUUAUUUAUAGUCUAGUAGAUGAACAUGUUUCCUAAUUUUAUUAUCUGUACUGUUAUAUUACCUUUCUUUGAGGUUUUGCAUUGAUGAAAACUGUUCUGGUGGCUUUUCUGAAAGGAAAAUGAUUGUUUUUUGUGUUCUAGAAACAUCUGUCAUGCAAAAUGUUAGGUGCUUGUAAAUCAUUAAAACCAGUUUUGUCAUUUUCUUUUAUAAAUCGGGAUAGGUAAAUGCUUAUUUUUCUCAUAAAUGUACUUCUACUCAGCUAUGAAAUUCACACAACUUUCUUGUAACAGCCCAUGCAAUAAAUACAGUAUAAUAUAUAUGUGAUGCCGCUGAGUUUUGGAGACAGUCAUUAUUUAAGAGAAAAGCAUUUGUUAAUAAUAACUUUAAGGUGUCUCCUGUAUUGGAAUACUAUUGAAUGUGUGCUUCUGAUUUGCGCCCUAAGCAUUCUGAAGUUAAUUCUUUGUACAGGGUAUUCCAGCAGCUUUGUUUUAUGUGUCUAAAACCAAUUAAAAGUUUAUUUUAAGUUCCUAAUGUUGUUAAAGCUGAAAAAUCACUCUUAUUUUAUCUGAGGAUAAAAUAAGAGUUAACUACACGCUAUGAUAUUCUCUCUUCAAAACUUUAAUGGAAUUUGAGUUUUUUUUUUAGAGUGUUGACCAAUGUCUAUUGGGCAACCCUUUUGAUAAUUUCUUGACUUUUUAGCAUUUGGCUAUGGCUCAUUUUUUGUUGUCCUAUGAUGUUCUUUACACUCCUGUAAGAUUGCAUCAGUGUUACUGACACACUGAAGAGUUUAGAAAUUCAUCUGUUAAUCAUUAAAUCACUCUUUGCAAUAAUAAGGUUUUUAGUAUUUUGAAAUAUUGUUGGGUUUUUUUCCCCAUCACGAGAUAUUUCUUGCAAAAAAAACAUUUUUAGUUAAAUCUUUUUUUGUAAGUAGUGUGU
This is a messenger RNA of Cyprinodon variegatus (sheepshead minnow), 7454 nucleotides long. RefSeq names its product tenascin R (gene tnr). Lineage: Eukaryota; Metazoa; Chordata; Actinopteri; Cyprinodontiformes; Cyprinodontidae. The coding region runs from base 521 to 4396 and encodes 1291 amino acids. Gene Ontology annotation, molecular function: protein binding. The transcript has 28 exons. The record is from RefSeq and is a predicted model, not a curated record.